AGAAGCAGGUCCCCCCGUGUCCCCUCAGUGCCGUGGGAGCAUGGAGAGCAGAGAAAGCGCAGCAAGCGGGGCUGAGGGUGGCUGGUUGGAGGAGUCCCUGCUGGACUGCGCCUUCGCUGCCUGUGACACGGAGCAGACAGGCGCGGUGCCAGCCUGGCGCAUCGUGGAGUACCUGCGGGCGGUGACGGGGCGUAGCGGCGAGGAGCAGCAGCUGCAGGAGCUCAGGCAGAUGCUGGAGCUGACGGCAGCGGGGGGGGCCCUGGAUCUGCCCACCUUCCGCGCCGUCAUGCGUGAGUGGAUCGCCCACUGUCAGUGGGACGGGGCAUCGCAGUCUGCUGAGGAGCUGGAUGUAACAGGCGGACCUCGCGUGCUCACAGCCGCAUUGGAUCUUGAGGGCUAUGGCGGCGAAAGAGAGAGCGUGACCUUGGACAGCAGGAGCAUCGAGGAGGAGCUGGAGCGCUCCAACCAGCACUUGGCCAGCCAGAACGCCACGCUGCGCUGUGCCCUGGAGUCAGCCGAGGAGCUGAAUGCCCAGCUGGCUGAAGAGGGACAUGCGGGCAGCUGCAGCUGCGUCGCUGCAGCAGUGCUGCCGGGUGACGACCAGCGGCCAUCUGUCUCUCGCAGUGCCCAGCAGGCAUUGGAGCAUGGCGGGGCAACCAGCCAAAAGCUGGAGGACCUGGAGGAUGAGGUGAGGAGGCUUCAGGAGGAGAAGAGAGGCCUGACAGAACAAAAUCAGCGUCUGGAAAGGGAGAAGCAUGGCCUUGUGGAGGAAGUCACCGGCCUUCAGGAGACGAACUCAACGCUGCUUGCUGAGGCCAAGGGAAGGAAGGAGAAUCUUCAGGCACUGGAGGCAAAGAAGGAUGCUAUCCUGCAGAUGGAGAUCAGCAGCCUCCACAAACUGCUGAGGCAGACACUGGAGGCUGUGGCCAUGUAG
Molecule: messenger RNA, 934 nt
Organism: Cygnus olor (mute swan)
Lineage: Eukaryota; Metazoa; Chordata; Aves; Anseriformes; Anatidae
Product: protein KASH5-like
Exons: 10
Coding region: 41-934 (297 amino acids)
Biological process (GO): telomere localization; spindle assembly; spindle localization
Cellular component (GO): chromosome, telomeric region; lateral element; nuclear outer membrane
Molecular function (GO): dynein complex binding
Source: RefSeq, a predicted model, not a curated record